CAGUGACCAAGUGCGGGCAAAUAAAUUCAAGGUCGAAUGAUGCGUCUGGGGGUGUAGAGGUAACUGAAGGUCUCGAUCCGUAUAAAUUCAGGUCAUCAACAUCAGCCACUCUUUUCCCGAGCAGACGAUUAAAGUAGCGAGAUAGUCUCAAGCCAUCGACGUAGCUUCGAACCACACAAUCACUCAAGGAAAAAGUAACCAUGACCCAGGGAGAGGGUACGUCGCUCUGGAACUCGGAGACUUGUCCGAGGCUCGUGGAAGAAAAGAAAAAAAAAGCAAAAAGCAGAACGACGCUCUCGAUUCUAGAUCGAGUCAAUAGUUGGAGCCAUUCGGAUGCCUCCAACGGAGCUGCAGAUGGGUUUCCCAAGUGUCGUUUUUCCUUUUCUUCGCCGACGCAGCCCCCGACCGGAGAUAGAUAUAUAUGUAGGAUAUCUGCAAACGGGCUUAAAUAUACUGGCGCAGAGCUCCGUGUCAGUUGCCAACACCAGCCAAUCUCUCCUCCAGCCUCAUCACAAAUCAUGGGAAAUCUCAUCUUAUUGAUCGUCCAUUUACCUACCUGUCCAGAUGUCUAUCCAUCCAUCUCUCCACCAGCCCCCAAAGCUCAACACGGCAACCAGAUUGAUCGACAAGAACCAAAUCCCACCUUGGCUCUAUCAAUGAAGAGGACAGACCAAAAAAUGAAUAAAUAUAUAAAAGCGGGAAAUCAGGACGCAGGAAAAAGAAACAAGAGAAUUCUCAAUCUACAAUGUCGCUCCUGCCUAGUAGCUCUUCAACUUCAACGUUUAGUAUCAAAUCUAUAGGAUCUAAUGAUCAUCACCAAUAUCUGCUGUUAUCAUCCAUAUAAUAUCACCAGGCAAACAGAGUUGGGGGGUGGGGCGUUCCUGGGUGUUUGUCUAUAAACAAUGGAGAUAUGGCUGCGCAAGCGAUCGCCCAGCAUCCCAAAUUAAGUAUCUAUAGUUAUUUCUCCGUAGCAUUUUGCAUGUCGAGUAUCUGA
Aspergillus versicolor CBS 583.65 is the source of this 994-nucleotide messenger RNA. RefSeq lists its product as uncharacterized. Lineage: Eukaryota; Fungi; Ascomycota; Eurotiomycetes; Eurotiales; Aspergillaceae. The record is from RefSeq and is a predicted model, not a curated record. The transcript has 2 exons. The coding region runs from base 201 to 800 and encodes 199 amino acids.